This is a messenger RNA of Aspergillus alliaceus, 1877 nucleotides long. RefSeq names its product catalase-like domain-containing protein. The record is from RefSeq and is a predicted model, not a curated record. Gene Ontology annotation, cellular component: mitochondrion; cytoplasm; peroxisome. The coding region runs from base 285 to 1763 and encodes 492 amino acids. NCBI's taxonomy places the organism in Eukaryota, Fungi, Ascomycota, Eurotiomycetes, Eurotiales, Aspergillaceae. Gene Ontology annotation, biological process: hydrogen peroxide catabolic process; response to hydrogen peroxide. Gene Ontology annotation, molecular function: catalase activity; heme binding. The transcript is spliced from 7 exons.
CUUCAAUGUGCCACUAACAAUUCUUGGAUUACAUCUUCUCGAGAUAACGAACCCGAACUAUCCCAAUGAGGCGUCACCACCGGCCCGAGUGCCCACCUCCGAGAAUAGACCGGAUACCUUCAAUGGGGAAAAUGGAUAUCAAAUUGAGUCGGUCCACUCCGGGAAGAAAAGUAUAUAAGAGACGAUGGGCCUAGAUCAGUGUGAACCCCAGAUCCUCAGAUCCUACUCCAGAAAACCGCAAUCAGAGCAAUUGCGUCAAACGUCUACGUAUCUUCAUCCACACCAUGACGAAAACACCACGCCAAUAUACUCUGGCUGAGGGGCAACCUAUCUCGGACCCCGCGGUCUCCACGACUCUCCCAACUUUCGGUGGUGGCAGCCUGACCACUCUCGGUGACACUCUUCUUCUCGAGACUUUGGCUCAUUUCAACCGCGAACGGAUUCCGGAAAGAGUUGUUCAUGCCAAGGCAGCCGGUGCCUGGGGAGAAUUCGAAGUUACCCAUGAUAUCUCCCAUCUUACUACUGCCAAGUUCCUCAACGGGGUUGGCAAGAAGUCGCCAGUACUUUGCCGGAUCAGUACCACCGGUGGUGAAAAGGGUAGUGCCGAUACCGUUCGUGAUGUUCGUGGAUUUGGUGUGAAGUUCUUCACUGAGGAGGGCAACCACGAUAUUGUUGGCAACCACACGCCUGUUUUCUGGAUCCGUGAUCCUCUUAAGUUCCCGGCGGUGAACCGUUCUCAUAAGAAGAACCCUCAAACAAACGCACAUGACCCCACAAUGUUCUGGGAUUUCCAUGUCAACAGUCCUGAGAGUGUGCACGGUCUCCUUCACCUAUUCGGCUCCCGCGGCAUUCCUUCCUCUGUUCGCCGUAUCACUGGCUUUGGUCUUCACACAUUCAAGCUUAUCGCUCCCAAUGGAUCCUUCAACUAUUGCAAGUUCCACUUCCGUCCCAUGGAGGGCACGGACAACUUUUCGGAAGACGAAGCUACCCGACUUGCUGGUGCCAAUCCCGACUAUCAUACCACGGAAUUGUUUGACUCCAUCGCGCGCAAGAACUAUCCAGUUUGGGGUCUCUACAUUCAGGUUAUGAAGCCUGAGCAGGCCGAGAAGUGCGGCCUUAUGACCUUUGAUAUCACCAAGGUCUGGCCACACAAAGAUUUUCCCCUCAUCCCGGUGGGCAAGAUGACUUUGAAUAAGAAUCCUGCCAACUACUUCGCCGAAAUUGAACAGGCGGCAUUCUCUCCUUCCAACAUGGUCCCCGGUAUUACCUACACACCGGAUCCCAUGCUCCAAGCCCGUAUGUUCGCCUACCCAGACGCUCAGCGUUACCGCCUCGGGGCAAACUACACACAUCUGCCACCCAACCGCCCUAUAGCACCUGUAUAUGCGCCCUUUGAGCGUGACGGUGUGCUUCAAACUACCAACUACGGUGCCGACCCGAACUAUAACCCCAACAUGUUCACACCUGCCAUCCAGAGCCAGCAGUCCACGCAAGAUGUGCGUCAUGGGGAGUUUCUGAAGGGAGGGUCUGUUUUGGGGUUGAAUAACAUCUCUGUGACCGAAGAAGACUUCGUGCAGCCAAGGGCACUUUGGAGGAAUGUCUUUGAUGACGCUGAGCGCAGAAAAUGCGUAUCAAACAUCUCGGAGACUCUAGUGACUCUGCCCGCGGACUUAAAGGCGCGAGUCAUCGACAUGUUUAACAAGGUGGAUCCAGAAAUUGGCAGAAUGCUCUCGGCCAAGCUAAAUGAAGCGGCUAGACUGUGAGAGGAGGUUUAUCCUUUAUCGUCGAGGCCCACGGAACAGUGUAUGAUCAAGAACCAGAUUUCGUUCCAUGCUGACGAGGGUGCUUCUUAUUAUGAUUUUGACGCUUCUUAUCGC